Agelaius phoeniceus (red-winged blackbird) is the source of this 1485-nucleotide messenger RNA. NCBI's taxonomy places the organism in Eukaryota, Metazoa, Chordata, Aves, Passeriformes, Icteridae. The record is from RefSeq and is a predicted model, not a curated record.
AUGGAGCUCCUGGGAGGAGCCACUGUUGUCCUCCUGGUUUGCAUUGCUUGCCUGCUCUCCUUUGCAGCAUGGAAAGGAAGGUCUGGGAAGGGGAAGAUGCCUCCGGGACCAGCUCCCCUUCCCAUUCUAGGCAACCUGCUGCAGGUGAAACCAAGUAACUUGGCCAAAACCCUCCAGAAGCUCAGUGAAGAGUAUGGACCCGUGUUCACAGUGCACCUGGGCUCUGACCCAGUGGUGGUGCUGCACGGAUACGAUGUGGUGAAAGAAGCCUUGGUCGAUCGCGCAGACGAGUUUGCUGCCAGGGGACACAUGCCAAUUGGAGACAGGGCUAACAAUGGAUUAGGGAUUGUUUUUAGCAACAAUGAGCUAUGGUUACAAGUCCGGCGGUUUUCUCUCACCACUCUGCGAAACUUUGGAAUGGGGAAGAGGAGCAUUGAAGAGAGGAUACAGGAGGAAUCUGACUACUUGCUGGAAGAGAUCAACAAAACAAAGGGAACAGCUUUUGACCCAACCUUCAUGCUGAGCUGUGCUGUCUCCAAUGUCAUAUGCUCCAUUGUCUUUGGGAAACGAUAUGAUUAUAAAGACAAGAAGUUCCUGGCUCUGAUGGACAACAUGAACAAUAUCUUUGAGAUGAUGAACUCCCGCUGGGGACAGGUACGUUCAAUGUUCUCAAAUAUCAUGGACUACCUGCCUGGCCCACACAACAAUAUAUUCGGAGAAUUUGAUGCUCUAAAAGCCUUUGUAGCAGAGGAGGUGAAGUUGCACCAAGCCUCCCUAGAUCCCAAUUCCCCUCAGGAUUUCAUCGACUGUUUCCUCAGCAAAAUGCAGGAGGAGAAAGGUCGUCCCAAUUCCAGUUUCCACAUGAAGAACCUGAUAACAAGUGCUUUCGACUUGUUCAUUGCUGGAACUGAGACAACAAGCACCACUGUACGAUAUGGGCUUCUGCUUCUUCUCAAAUAUCCAAAGAUACAAGAGAAAAUUCAAGAAGAGAUUGACCAGGUAGUAGGACGAUCAAGAAAACCCUGUGUGGCUGACCGGACCCAGAUGCCCUACACAGAUGCUGUGGUCCAUGAAAUCCAGCGCUUCAUCUCUCUUAUCCCCCUGGCUCUCCCUCACACUGUGACCAAAGACACCAGCUUCAGAGACUAUGUCAUUCCUAAGGGCACCACAAUUUUCCCCGUCCUCACUUCUGUCCUCCAUGACAGUAAAGAGUUUCCAAACCCACAUGAGUUUAAUCCUGAACAUUUCUUGAAUAAGAAUGGUAGCUUUAAGAAGAGCGAAUUCUUCAUGCCCUUCUCAGCAGGAAAACGAAUAUGCCCAGGAGAGGGCCUGGCACGAAUGGAGAUAUUCUUACUCAUAGCCACCAUCUUGCAGAACUUUACUUUGAAGGCUGUUGUCAACCCCCAGGAGCUCAACAUAACCCCGACUCUGAGUGGGACAGGCAAUGUACCUCCUGCCUACCAGCUCUGUGCUGUCCCCCGCUGA